UUCCCGUUUUAUUGUCAGAGGCCUAUCGUUAAUCGAUAUUUGUUGGUUCUAAUUUAUGAAUCAAUUUGUUAACCCUUCUCCGCCCGGAAAUUUGCGACAUCAGAAGGUUUCAGCGGCACGGCAUCAGAUCAGCAGUUUCCCCCUGCAGUUAGUCACCGGGAUCAGAUAAGGAUAAGCGAGUAGCCAGUUAGCAGAAACCCGUAAACAGAAUGUGGAAGGCAAGCGCCGGUCACCAGAUUCAGGCCACCAGUGCCGCCUCAGCGGAGGAUGAUGACUGGGAGACAGAUCCCGACUUUGUCAACGAUGUCAGCGAGCAGGAGCAGCGGUGGGGGUCAAAAACCAUCGACGGCAGCGGUCGCACCGCCGGCACCAUCGACAUGGACAAGCUGCGCGAGGAGACGGAGCAGGCCGAUUUUGACAAAAAGAAGCAGCUGCUGAAGGAUCAGAAUGCCGGAUACGGCUACGGUGGAAAGUUUGGUGUGGAGAAGGACCGCAUGGACAAGUCGGCUGUGGGUCAUGACUACCAGGGCAAGGUGGUCAAACACGCCUCGCAGAAGGACUACAGCGAUGGAUUUGGGGGCAAGUUUGGCGUGCAGGAGGACCGCAAGGACAAGUCAGCCGUGGGCUGGGACCACAUCGAGAAGGUGGAAAAGCACGCAUCCCAGAAGGACUACGCCACAGGCUUUGGAGGCAAGUUCGGAGUGCAGUCGGAUCGCGUGGAUAAAUCGGCCGUUGGCUGGGAUCACAUUGAGAAGGUGGAAAAGCACGAGUCCCAGAAGGAUUACUCCAAGGGCUUUGGCGGCAAGUUUGGAGUACAGGAGGAUCGCAAGGACAAGUCCGCCGUUGGCUGGGACCACAUUGAGGCCCCCCAGAAGCAUGCCAGCCAGGUGGACCACAAGGUCAAGCCCGUAAUCGAAGGCGCCAAGCCUUCCAAUCUGCGCGCUAAGUUUGAGAACCUGGCCAAGAACUCGGAGGAGGAGUCGCGUAAGCGGGCAGAGGAGCAGAAGCGCCUGCGUGAGGCCAAGGAUAAGCGGGAUCGCGAGGAAGCCGCCAAGAAGACUGUGGCUGAGAAUACUCCCCGUACCUCCUCGGACACGCCCCCGCCCAAGGGCAGCAGGGCGGCCAUUCAGACAGGUCGAACCGGAGGCAUUGGCAACGCGAUCAGUGCAUUUAACCAAAUGCAGUCGCCAGUCUCGGAAACUCCUCCUGCACGCAAGGAACCCAUCGUCAUUCCCAAGGCUCAGCCUGUUAAAGUAGAAGCAAAGGAGGAGCCAGCGCCAACUCCGGCUGUGGUUGCUCCUGCUCCUGUAGUUGCUCCCGCUCCUGAGCCAGAGGCAGCUCCAGUUGCCAAGAUUGCAGCUCCGCCACCGGAUGUGGUGCCCCAGAUAGAGGUGGAAACCGUGGCGACCCCUCCCAGAAGCGAGCCGAACUCGCCAGCCCAUGAGCCAACGCCUCAAGCCCAUGUCCAACCUGAACCACAACCUCAAGCCGAGCCUGAGCCAGUACCCGAAGAGGAGCCGCUGUACCAAAACCAGGCCGAGAUUAAGGCUGCCUCACCGUUGCCGCCCACGAAUGGAGCUGCUUCCGAGCCAGUCGCUACAAGUGGCGGAGCAACCGCGUCUGAGGAGGCAAUCUACGCGAACUCUGACAACUUGGCCGACUACCUGGAGGACACCGGCAUCCAUGCCAUUGCCCUGUACGAUUACCAGGCGGCGGACGACGACGAGAUAUCCUUCGACCCAGAUGACGUGAUCACCCACAUCGAGAAGAUCGACGACGGGUGGUGGCGGGGAUUGUGCAAGAACCGCUACGGGCUCUUCCCGGCCAACUAUGUGCAGGUUGUGGGACAGAACUCCUAAAUGCUUCCAAUUGAAAUUCGCGAUAGAACAAAAUCAAAUUGUAUUUACAUACUAACGAAAACGAUAAUACUGAUGUUGGAUUAUAAACCGAUUCGCUACUAACCUAACCCAUUUCGCAUGUUCCCUCCCCAUCCAUUGUUUCCCCUCUAAUUCCUCAAAAUUAUGUGCAACGAACGGCUAGAGAUUGAAAUUAUUAUUGUAAUUUGUUAUACUAGCAUUUGAACCUAUCGAGGUAUUCCAUAUUUUAUAUAUCAUUUAUUGCAUUUUACAUUCUUUGUAUUUAACACGUAUGUAUAUUUUUCAAAGAAAAUAUGCCAAGCUAUUUAUGUUUCACCCAAGCGAUUUGUGGGCCAAUUAACACAGUGCCCAUUUCAUAUUUUAUACGUUGGUUAUAAAGUUAAAUGUGUCAAGUAACGAUUUUGCUCUUUUUAAAUUGUAUAAAGUCUACGAGAGUUUCCUGCGUCAGGUUAUCUAAUGUUGAAGACAGUCACAACAAAAAGUCUGCUCUUUUGAUAAAUAAAUACAUAAUUAAUAAAGUUAA
This is a messenger RNA of Drosophila suzukii, 2400 nucleotides long. RefSeq names its product cortactin (gene Cortactin). Gene Ontology annotation, cellular component: plasma membrane; site of polarized growth; cortical actin cytoskeleton. Lineage: Eukaryota; Metazoa; Arthropoda; Insecta; Diptera; Drosophilidae. The record is from RefSeq and is a predicted model, not a curated record. Gene Ontology annotation, biological process: regulation of actin filament polymerization. Gene Ontology annotation, molecular function: actin filament binding.